AUCAUAGUUCACAUUCUUUCAGCUGAAACAAGGAAUUGUGGACAUUUGUAAAAUGCUCUAAUGAAACCCUUCUAAUCUUGUAUCUUGUUGCCUAGUGAAACUCUUGCAUUUUUAUAGAUUAAAUAUUUAUGUACACAGGGUGGGAGGCUGCCAGAAAACACCAGAAGUUAACUCUCACCUCUGGAAACACGGGCCCUCAGAAACAGUCUGAUUACAAUGGAUGAAGAUCAAUAUUCCUAUUCUGAAGAAAGUAUCCCCCUGUCAUCACAAUCUUGGUUCUGGAAGAAGAAGAAUUCUGUUUCUCCAGCUGCUAAAAGCCAAAGCAAAACAGAAGCAUGGGUACAAACAGUUAUCCCUUCAGACUCUCAAGUCCCUGAAGAUGCAGUAAGAAUUGAUCCUGAAACUAAACCACAGACCACCAUUCACUCAUCCAUUCCUCUACCAGGCAGCGUUGUUGAUUAUUCAGAGGAGAUACAAGAACAUCCUUCAUGUGUGAUUAAAAGUGUUAUGACUGAAGACACAUCUGAGGAGGAUGGAGAGAAAAACUCGUGGCUGCACAAGAUUGGAAUGAAUAUAAACAAGUGGUCAUUUCUGAAUUCCCUGAUUGGAUGGAGUGAAAACAGAGCUCUAGAAAAAGUACGUCAUCUGAACACAUCUGGAGUUUGUUCUGAUUCUGAUCACAAAGCAACUGAGCUGGAGGAAAGUACAACCAAAGAAGGAGUGCCAUAUAUUCCAUACAAGCUAGCUACAUUAUAUAUCAUCAAGAUUGUAAGAGACAUGCAGGAAAUGAAAAACAAACACAUGAAGAUAAUCAGACAACUAGACAAUAUAAGGAAAGAAAACCAGGAACAGACUAUAACUACUAUAAAGAAACAUUAUGGGGAGAAAAUGAAGAGUCUGAAAUCCCACUUAGAAGCUUACCGAGAGCUGUUAAAUAAGAGCAACACACACUGGCAAGCUACAGUUAAGAGUCUGCGGGAAAGAAACAGACAACUGAUCCAGGAGAGGGAAGAUCUUCUUCACCAAAUGAAGCAACAAACAGAGAAAUGGGAAGAAGAAAAGGUGUGGCUUCUAGAAAAUUUGUGUAAAAACCUAGAUUAUCUUUACACCCAGCACACACUGACUUUGCAGGAACUUCACAACAUCAGCCUACAUGUGGAAAGAGUGCAUGACCUCAUGAAUUUCCAGAUAAAAAUUCUUCAGCAAAAGUCUGAAAAGACAGAAGGAGAAAAAGCAGAUGUGUCAGAGGUUUUAGAAUUAAAAGCAGAACAAGUACCUAAUGAAGAAAAGAAUCUUGAAUGGUCAAUGGAAAAGGCAUGUCUUUGGCAAGCACACACCGUACUGCAAAAGAUACAGGAAUCUUUACAGAAACGAGAGAGAGAAGUCACUGAGCUCCUACAAAGUGAAAGACGAUAUAACAAGGCAAUGAAACCUCAAAUCACAGUGCUAAUAUUCUUGAAAACUCUUGUCAAGAAGGUUCACACCAUGUAUUGUGAUGUCCCUGGGAUACAACAGUACAUCAGCCAGCUUAUCAGGAAGAACAAGGAUGAAAGGGCUGAUUGGAAAGAAGCCUUUAAUGACGCUCAGGCUGACAUUCUGUCCUAUGAAGUAUUUUAUGGAAAUGAACCUAUGGAUGACAAAAGGACACAGCUCUCAAUGAAGCUUUUCAGAAAUCUUGGGAAAGCAAAGUCUGAUUUAGAAUACGUUGAAACAGAGAAAAUUGUAUUUGAUUGUAUCCAGACAGGGGAAAUCCCCAAUUGGAUUAAAAGGGAUUGUCUUUAUGUAGCCUUGACAGAAGGCCCUGCCACAUGCUUUGAGGAGACAGAGCCACCAUCCAGAGGAGCUCAUGCAGAAGUUUAAAAUAGAAAUCAAGUCAUUGAACAAGAGGAACAAUUCUGAAGAGACUUCUGUUUAAAAGAAGUGGCAUUUUUACUCAGGCUGGCAGCCUAUCACAAGCAGGGUACCCCAGGAUUGAUAUUGAGCCCCAUGCUGUUCAACAUCUUCAUAAAUGAUCUGGAUGAUGGGACUGAAAUCACCCUGACCAAGUUUGCUGAUGUCACGAAACUGGGUGGUGAGGUCAACAAGUCAGAAGGGAUAUCUGUCUUUCAGAGAGAGCUGUACAGGCUGGAAGAGUGUGCUAGCAAGAACUGUAUGAAGUUUAACAAAGUGUAAGUAAGUAAGUCCUGCACCUGGGAUGACAUAACCAAAGAGCCCAGCACAGGCUAUGAUCUGUGUGGCUGGGGAGCAGCCUUGCUGAGAGGGACCUGGGGGUCCUGGUGGACAACAAGCUGAACGUGAGUCAGCAGUGUGCCACUGCAGCAGGCAAGGCAAAUCAAAUCCUGGGCUGCAUCCUCAGGGGCAUUACUAGCAGAGACAGAGACGUGAUCACCCCACUCUACUCAGCACUUGUCAGGCUGCACCUGGAGUACUGGGUCCAGUUCUUGUCCCCACUAUUCAAGAAAGACUGGAGAAAGUCAAAGGAGGGCCAUGAAGAUGAUCAAAGGGCUGGA
Messenger RNA from Aquila chrysaetos chrysaetos, 2510 nucleotides. RefSeq lists its product as uncharacterized. The record is from RefSeq and is a predicted model, not a curated record. Bases 217 to 1860 code for a protein of 547 amino acids. The transcript has 16 exons. NCBI's taxonomy places the organism in Eukaryota, Metazoa, Chordata, Aves, Accipitriformes, Accipitridae.